AUGGUUCCUUGUUAUGGGAUUUCUAAGGAUGAAAAAGGUAAUUAUAUAAUGGUCAUGGAGUAUAUGAAUAAGGGAAAUUUAAGGGAGUAUUUAAAGAAGAAUAGGGAAUUAGAUUUAGAAAGAAAACUUAACUCCCUAAAACAAAUCACCCAAGGUCUAAAAGAUAUCCAUCGUAAGAAGUUAGUUCAUAGAGACUUCCAUAGUGGGAAUAUUAUCGUGGAUGUUGAUGAGUAUGGAGAAAAAUAUAAUAAUGAACCUAAUAAUAGACCUACGGCUAGGGAAGUAAGUGGAGUAGUAGGAGAAUGUAAACCAAUAAAUACUAAACAAAUCAUUAAAUCAUUACAAGUAGUUUCUCAGGGAAUACCCACAAUAGAUAUCCCUACUGAUAUAAUAGAAAUCUCAGAACUAGAAGAACAAUUAAAAGAGACUAAUUUAGAGGAAAAAGGAGAAACUUCUCUCCAAGCCCAAAUAGAAAUCCCUCCUAAAAACAACUAA
Molecule: messenger RNA, 495 nt
Organism: Scutellospora calospora
Lineage: Eukaryota; Fungi; Glomeromycota; Glomeromycetes; Diversisporales; Gigasporaceae
Source: the annotation of a GenBank genome assembly